Molecule: messenger RNA, 1508 nt
Organism: Carya illinoinensis
Lineage: Eukaryota; Viridiplantae; Streptophyta; Magnoliopsida; Fagales; Juglandaceae
Product: vesicle-associated protein 2-1-like
Exons: 8
Coding region: 408-1082 (224 amino acids)
Biological process (GO): endoplasmic reticulum membrane organization
Cellular component (GO): plasma membrane; endoplasmic reticulum membrane
Source: RefSeq, a predicted model, not a curated record
UCAAACCUCCAAAGAGUCAUAAUACUCAGGUGACUCAAAGCUCGAUCCCUUGAACCGGACGUCGGCGUCGCUAAUAUUCGACACGUGUCGCUUCUCGCUGCCCCUCUCUCUCUCUCUCUUCUGUGUUUCUGGGGCUGGUUCGGACCACCUCGAGAGCGAGUCCGAUCAAGGUGGCCAAAAAUCUCGGAACCACAAUCCCACCCAUCCACCGCGAUAGUUUGGACCGAGCCAUCCGCAGCGUCCCAUAUUCCUUCCACACCACGUGUGCGUCAGCCCCUAAUCAAUUAUUCUCUCUCUCUCUCUCUGUGAGUGUCUCUGAAUGCUCUGGGGAUUGUGUGAAUGAGCAGGUGUUAUUAGGGUUUGAUUGAGUGGGUCGUGUUAGGGAUCAUUGAUCUGUUAAGUUCAUCAUGAGCGACGGUGGUGGCGGCAAUAAUUUGGUGUCUGUUCAACCUGAUGAACUCAAGUUCCAAUUUGAGCUGGAAAAGCAAAGCUACUGUGAUCUUAAAGUUGUGAACAAAACGGAACAUCAUGUUGCUUUUAAGGUUAAAACCACUUCACCUAAAAAGUACUUUGUGCGGCCCAACACUGGCGUUAUUCAGCCUUGGGACUCGUGUUUCAUAAGAGUCACUCUCCAAGCCCAGCAAGAAUAUCCUCCAGAUAUGCAGUGUAAAGAUAAAUUUCUCUUGCAGAGUACAAUAGUGCCUCCGCAUACUGAUGUUGAUGAACUUCCGCAAGAUACUUUUAACAAGGACAGUGGAAGGGCAAUAGAAGAAUGCAAGCUUAAAGUUCUGUAUAUCUCUCCUGCCUCUGCCCAUGCAAACUCAGAAAAUCAAGCAUUAGCGGGAUCUACUCAAAGUCCUGAUACUAACUCUAACCAGGCUGUGCAGCGCCUGAAGGAUGAAAGAGAUGCAGCUGUUCAACAAACACAGCAACUGCAACAAGAACUGGACAUGCUGAAGAGACGAAGACCACAAAAAACUGAUCAUGGCUUCUCACUCACUUUUGCAAUCAUUGUGGCACUUAUUGGCAUCGUGGCUGGCUUCCUGUUGAACUUUUCAUUGUCUUCACUAUCGGCAGAAUGAUUGGAUACUUUCCAGGAUUCGGAAGAUCUUAUUUUUCUUGUCUGUUUCACUGUAUAAUUUUAACGCUUAGUUGGAUGUUGCAUAUUUUCUUCUCUGCUUUUGUAUAUUGGUCAUGGUAAAUCCGUUGUGGUCAGCUGGUUCAGGUUCACAAAUUAUGUUAUUUUUCAUUAGCAGGUUAAUCCCAAUGUAAUAGUGAAAAUUUGGGAAGUUCUUGACUCCAGGCCUAGAGUGGGAGAGGGAUAGUCAUAGACAAAUGACUAGAGUAUCGAGUAUUUAAUGUUGCAUGAGAAAUUCACUUGGACAGCUAUAAAUGAUACAGCGUCUUCUAUCUCUUUUCCACUCUAGGCUGAUCAAGAACUCUAGGAGAUUCAAAUCCGAAAAUUUGUUUAUUUCCAUAUGUUAAUAACGUUACCAUUUUUUGUUCUA